Macrosiphum euphorbiae (potato aphid) is the source of this 1203-nucleotide messenger RNA. The record is from the annotation of a GenBank genome assembly. NCBI's taxonomy places the organism in Eukaryota, Metazoa, Arthropoda, Insecta, Hemiptera, Aphididae.
AUGCAGGAGCCCGAACGUUUCAUUCUGACGCCGUUCCAAAAGUUUUGCAUCAGAUGGAGCGUGUUUUUCGACUCUUCCUCGGACCGUCUGUCCAGAACCGAAACGGUGCUUAGGACCGUUCAGUUUUCGACGAUCAUGAUCACGUCGGGGAUGACCAUGACUUCGGUGUUGAUCGCCGACAACAAAAAAGCGCUCGAGUCGUUCACGUACUUCGUGAUAUGCGUGUUCAUGUUGGCCAUCAUCACGUUCGCCAUCCGGACGAAACGUUUCAACCGGACCAUGCUGCUGAUGGUCGUCGACGAAUUUCCCGGCUACAACAGGCCCAUGCCGGAUGUACUGAAGCGCAAGAUGGCGGCAAUACGCACGUCCCACGGCGACUUCACGAUGAAGGUGAUCGUCUCGUAUCUUACACUGGUCUUGUUCGAGAUACCGGCCACGGGGAUGGUGCCGCUGGCAGCCGCCAGUCUCACCGACGUCAAGUUGGGUUCACAAAGCACGCAGAUGGUGGUCCUGUGGUUCCCGGCCGAUACAAGUCAGGUCGGGAUGUAUGCGUUCUCGUAUGUGAUACAGUUCUUAAUCGUCGUGACCGUAAAGUUCAUCAUUACCGGAAUCAUGUGUUCGUUUUCGUUCUUCGUCAGCCAAAUGAUAUCCGAGUUCCAGAUACUGUCCGCCUACGUCGAGCACGCGGUCGAGAUCGUCGAGUACGACCAGUCUACGGACAAGACCACCGAACAGAAGCUGUUGGACCACGUGAAGAACUGCGUGAUGCUUCACGACCGGCUGAUUCACUUCAAGGACCAGCUGAACGAGAGUUACGGAUACAUUAUACUGCUGGAGCUCAUGUUCAGCACGCUCUACUUCUGCCUGUCGGCGUUCAACAUGAUAUUCGUGGGAAACCGGUUCGUCAUGGUCAAAGGUCUGCUGACGCUCUCCAACUACCUGGCAGAGUUGUUCAUAUUUUGCAUGUACGGCAGCAUGGUCGAGGACGCGCACAUGGGCCUGCUGAGGGCUUCGUACUCGGCAGCAUGGUACGCACAACCCGUGCGCUUCCGCCAGUCGCUGACGAUGGUGAUGUCCAGGACGCAGACGCCGUUACAGUUAACUGUCGGCAAGGUGUUCAUAGCCAACCUACCACUGUUCCUGUCUGUACUCAAGGUCUCAUAUUCGGGAGUCAAUGCUCUCAGGGCGGCAAACGCCAAGUAG